CAAGGGGCGCUCCCAGUGAUUCUCUUGUCUUCAGAACAGAAGCCGGCGUUCGGACUCUAAAUUCGCUUCAACUCGUAUAAACACCGACAAAUGGCGUCCGUCCAGCGAGUCUUUGGAAACAGCUGAUUUCCCUUGCCGCGUUUCGUUUGCAGGGGCAUUCAAGUACCAUCACCUCGUAACGCAAACACGCGUACUUUUGGUGUUACAUCGGGUAUGCCAGUGUGCAAUGGUUGCAAGGCUGUGAAAUAAGACGUCACCUAGUCGUGGAGGAACCGGUGGCUAAUUAUCUUCAAAGGACUACACCGCCCGACCUCAUGACCACCGCCAGGUACCGGCCCACCUGGGACCUGGCACUGGACCCCCUGCUGUCCUGUAAGCUGUGCCUUGGAGAAUUUCCUUUGGAGCAAAUGACCACCAUCACACAGUGCCAAUGUGUAUUCUGUACUCUGUGCCUGAAACAGUAUGUGGAAUUGCUGAUCAAAGAGGGUCUUGAAACCGCUAUUACCUGCCCUGACUCUGCCUGUCCCAAACAGGGACACUUACUGGAAAAUGAGAUCGAGCUGAUGGUGGCUGCGGAGAUCAUGCAGAGAUACAGGAAGCUGCAGUUUGAGAAAGAAGUGCUGCUGGACCCGUGCAGGACGUGGUGCCCGUCUUCGUCGUGCCAGGCUGUGUGCCAGCUUAAGGAGGAGGAUCCCACUGGGGCCCAGUCGGUACAGUGCUCCGUCUGCAGCCUGGAGUUCUGCUCCUCCUGCAGGGCGGGUUGGCACCCGGGCCAAAGCUGCCAGGAGACCCCGCCCAGCAGCUCCUUCCUGGCUGCGGAGAGCAGCUUGUUCUACAAGGGCGACGAGGACGACGUUCCAAUCAAGCGCUGCCCCAAGUGCAAGGUUUACAUCGAGCGAGACGAGGGCUGCGCCCAAAUGAUGUGCAAGAACUGCAAGCACGCUUUCUGCUGGUACUGCCUGGAGUCCCUGGACGACGACUUCCUCUUGAUUCAUUAUGACAAAGGGCCCUGCCGUAACAAACUGGGACACUCCAGAGCCUCGGUUAUCUGGCACAGAACGCAGGUGGUUGGCAUUUUCGCCGGGUUUGGUCUCCUCCUCCUGGUUGCCUCCCCCUUACUCCUCCUGGCCACUCCCUUCGUCCUGUGCUGCAAGUGCAAGUGCAGCAAAGGAGACGACGACCCCCUACCCACUUAAGGGAACCCAAGAAGAAGAAGAUGAAGAAGGAGGAAAGACUCGCUGGUUACCAAUGGGCCAACUCCCCCUUAGCUCUCAUUUACUUUUUCCUUGCGCGUGCGGAGAAAGCUUUCAUUUCGGCAAGUCAGGGUCUCUUUUGGAAAGCCGUACGGUUGGUCACCUGGCCUCUCGAUGUUGUAAGGGCUGAGCUUCGACUGAGGGCGCUGAUAGCAGGCCGAGACCUGACAUGUUGCUUGGUCUGGGUGGGAGGCAUGGCCUCAGCCUUUAUAGCGUGUUGUAGCGCCAGUCAGCUGCUGCAUUUCGGUUGAAAGUGCGGAUUACUCUGUGGUCAGGGGAGCAUUACAAGGGAUUUUUCUGAACGUACUUUUCUAAAUCGGGCGUCUUGAAUUCUGUAGAGGCUAAGCGCAAUCUAAUUUCUUUAUGGGUCUUUCUCUACAUUACCUCAUAACAUUUUUCCAGUGUGUAUAUAUUUGGGGGUGACACAAAUUUAGUACUCCUGUGAGAUGAGCACACUGCCCCUGGUGGUCAUGUCUGGUAUGUGUGCCUGCAUUCCUGUCCCUGUUGGAUUGUGUUUUUGUUUAGGAAGCAAUAUUUUUGAUUUGUGCUUCUUGACAAUGCACAUUCGUCAUAAUCCUCAGAAGAAUGUGUUAAAUUGUGUUUUUCAUGUCUUUGUCAAGUUCUGCUAUUGACUUUAUUCCUUAAAGUUAUUCCUACAUCUCUAUUCAUGCUAAAUAUUCAAAUCACAUCCUGUCAAAAAUAAUUUUGCAUUUUCUCUUAUUGCUAAUUUUGUAAAAUACAUUUUGCUUUGCAAGUCUCAUGUCCCUCUGAUGUGAAAUAAAAAAGUGAAAGUGA
Molecule: messenger RNA, 2048 nt
Organism: Conger conger (European conger)
Lineage: Eukaryota; Metazoa; Chordata; Actinopteri; Anguilliformes; Congridae
Gene: rnf144ab
Product: ring finger protein 144ab
Exons: 8
Coding region: 315-1196 (293 amino acids)
Biological process (GO): protein polyubiquitination; ubiquitin-dependent protein catabolic process; positive regulation of proteasomal ubiquitin-dependent protein catabolic process
Cellular component (GO): ubiquitin ligase complex; cytoplasm; Golgi apparatus
Molecular function (GO): ubiquitin protein ligase activity; ubiquitin conjugating enzyme binding; zinc ion binding
Source: RefSeq, a predicted model, not a curated record